GUUACUGUCAGUGCAUCAAGACCAAGCAUUUUUGUGUGCUCAUUUUUAUAAAAAUAUUUUUAUUACAAACGUGAAACAAAGCCGUCGUAUUAUGUCGAACAUGAAAAAAUACGUGCCUAUAUAAGUCGUGAUAUGUUUUAUAGUCUUAUACUUGUCCGAAUACAGUCGACAAGAUCGAAAACUGAAAAUGGAACAAGACGACGAGAUCAAAUCCGGUUGUUUACUAUUUCCACCCGCAGGAGGAAAUGUGUUCAGUAAAUUUCCGAAAAAAAAAAACUGGCAGCAGAAGCAUUGCAUAUUGUUUAAUUCAAGUAAGCAGGGAAUAGAAAGGCUCGAAAUAUACGACAACAAGGACGACGUGACUUCCGGUGCUAUACCUAAAAUUAUAACUCUCGAGAAUUGUAUAAAAAUAACCCAUUCUAGUCCCAACACAAUAACAAUACUUACUAAGUCAUGCACACAACAAGUUUGUGCUCCAUCAGAGCCUGAGACGUUGGAGUGGGUGACGGCACUGCAGUCCAUAGCCUUUAGAGGCAGAGACUCCAGUCCAAUAAGUUGUGAUGAGGAUAAUGAUUUGUAUUGUUCAUCAGGAGAAGGCAUAUUUUCAGUUAAAAUGUGUCCUUCAGAUGCAUCAACUAGAUGUGGUUUUGAGCCAAUUCGUUACUUACUCCUGCUUACAUCUACUGCCAUAGAAUUGAGAGACAUAAAUGAUAAUAAGUUGUAUGCUACAUGGCCAUAUAGAUACAUAAGAAGGUAUGGAUACAGACAGGGCAAAUUUACAUUUGAAGCUGGGAGAAAAUGUGAUACCGGUGAAGGUAUAUUCCAUCUGGAACAUCCAAAUCAAUCUGAAAUAUUCAAAUGUCUGUCUUUGAAAAUGAAAACUAUGAAGCAGAUGAUUGGAAAUGAUAAUCUCAACAGUCCUGAACAUAGUGAAUUUAAUAUACAGACAAGUGCUAACUUACUGCCAGGGUCUAGAAGCCCUUUAGUCGCUGCAAGGCCUGAUGAUCUGAAUUUAAGUUCCCUCUCAUUUAAAACUACUUCGGUUUCCAGCCAACAAAGUUUGCUCUCUGACAGAGACACUGCACCAUUGCUGAUGCCAAAACCUGCACUAAAACCCAAACCACAAAAGCCUCCACGCAAACUAUUGACUGUUCCCAAACCACCAAGCAAAGAUAUUCCAAAUCUAAAUGAUGAUAAUGUUGAAUUCGGUAGAUACAAAAAGCUGGAUAAUUAUGAACCAAUUGACCAAGUGAAGGGGGACCACAGUCCUGUAACUGUGCCAUAUGACAAAGUGGAGAUACGGAGUGAAGCAUGGAAGACAUUGGGUAUUGAAGAGCCUGAUCACCAAGAGUUUACUCGUAACUUGAGUGACAGUUCAAGUUGUAUGAAAUUAAUUUCAAGAUCCCAGGAUAAUUUGAAUAGUUCUGGGCCUGAAGCAUCAAGAAUAAUCCUUUUGCCAAGUCCAGUAGUAGAUCCAGAAGACGAGAACUAUGACAGGUUGCAGUAUUUUGGAUCAACAAGUAAGUUAAACAAGUCCUCACGAUAUAAGAAAAUAGAGGCACGGCCAACUACAUUGGCUUUGAGUGAGGCUAAAUCUAAAGACACUUGGAAUGACUAUGAUGAAGUUGAAAAUGUGAUGCAAACUGCACGAUUGGCGGACGAUUCACAUUUGGGUUAUGGUAUGAUAAGGAAACCGAAUACUCCAGGGCCCCAAGUACCAACAGCUGCUCAAGUCCAGGCAUUACAGAACCAAGUUGGUCUUGAGGAAAUUAAUCAUAACAAUUGCAAUGGGACAGACUAUGCCAUUGUGAGUCGCCCGAAACGUGUAUAAAACAAUCGAAAUUAUUCUAAAGACUGAAUUUUGACAGUGAAUGUUCACUCAGUCAACAAUAUUAGUAUGAUUAGGUAAUUUAGAUUUUGUCAUACACAACAUAUAAAAGACAUUAAGUGCAUACAUAGAUAUUCAUAAACUGCAACUUUCAAAUCUUGUUAUAAAAAAAUAUUUCUGCAAAUAAAAUGGUUUAUAUCUACCAUUUAUUAUAUUGCGUACUUCAGCAAGUACAAAAGUAUUAAAUUAUGUUUGACAAUAUUCAGAUAAGUAUAUUUGUUAUUUCCUUGACAUUUAUGUUAUAGCCAAUGUUAUCCUGAACUUGUUAUUGUAGUAGUGAAUUUGCUUGGGAAUAGGGUACCGAACUAAUUUUUGUUCUUUACAAUAUGAAAUGUUUACGUUGUAUGAAUUAUAACACAGAAGGAAUUAUUAAAAUCCAGUAAAAAAUCGACAAGUUAUAAGUCUUUGAAUGUCUUUGGAAGGGGUAAAUAGCAAGAAACAGAAAAGAGACGAAAUACCCACAUUUGACGUCAUCGGGAAUUACGACGCGUGCGAAAGAAAGAGAUGAAGCGAUAUCCCCACAAUGCGCCCACUUCUGCACGUUACAAUAUUUGAAAUAUGAAUUACUCGCCCAUUUUUUAACCAAUUUAUAUGCAGUUUUCGCAGGAGUGCUUCUUUUUCGUAUUAUUAACCAUUACAUAUAGAAUAAUGAACAAAAUCAAACAUAGGCCAGUACCCUAUUCCCAAUGUAAGCAGCUCUAUUUUUAAUGUAAGGCAAUUUUAAAAUGAUCUUUUAAAGUAUCUGCUACUCAGAUCUGAUGAAGAUGCAUUGAGGCAAUACACAUUUCAAAUCAAAUUCCAAAAUGAGACUGUAAUGCAUUCCUUUUUGUAUUUUUUUACAUUUUACCAUAUAAGAUACUAUGUUAAGGGACCAAUGUAUACUGUACGUAUUUUUAACGAUGCACAAAAUGUUUAUGUAUUAUAAGAGAUUAUUGAGUAUACUGCCUUAGAUUUUGGGAAAUAAAUAGAUUAAAUUAAACAAACUUUACAAUGUACUACAUCAGGAACGAAUUAAUAUUGACUUCCAUUAUAAAAAUAAGUAAUAUAACAAAAAUAUGAUAUUAAAUUUAUUGUGGAUUUUGUUUAAUUUAAUGAUUAUAGAAUAUUUUUUGAUAUCUUACAAUUACAUUAUUUUAAGCGUAUUACUGUUGUGAUUAUAAUAUUGUGCCUUUUAGAGUAUUGAUAUGAUUACCAUUUUGGUGCCAAUUUAAUAUUUGAGAUGUAUAGCUCAUGAGCGGUUCUAGUUAAGCAUAUGUGUAUUUUAUAGCAUAUCAAUAGUGAAAAUUUUGGAGAUUUCUCUUUUGGCCAUAUUAUUUUGUGAUUUUUUUUAAAUCUCUUGUAAUUGUUAUAUUGAUAUUAAUAAAUCAUGUAAUCUCA
This is a messenger RNA of Manduca sexta (tobacco hornworm), 3265 nucleotides long. RefSeq lists its product as uncharacterized. The record is from RefSeq and is a predicted model, not a curated record. The transcript is spliced from 2 exons. Lineage: Eukaryota; Metazoa; Arthropoda; Insecta; Lepidoptera; Sphingidae. Gene Ontology annotation, biological process: positive regulation of MAPK cascade; cell surface receptor protein tyrosine kinase signaling pathway. Gene Ontology annotation, cellular component: cytoplasm. Bases 188 to 1831 code for a protein of 547 amino acids.